AUGAAGCAGCUCCGAAUUGUAUUUCUUGGAUCGGAGAAGGUUGGCAAAACGAGCACUAUUAAACAGUUUCUCUACGGGUCAUUUCAAGAGGUGACCGAAGCAACUCUUGGUGAAUGUUACAACGAGACUGUUUGCCUUCCCAAUGGCAUCUGUCAACAAAUACAGAUUAUUGAUACAGCUGGCAGCGACGAGUUUCCAGGCAUGACAGAUUUAAACAUCAGAAAUGGAGAUUAUUUUGUCGUUAUGUAUGCUAUAGAUGAUCACCAGACUCUUCAUCAUGCGUUUAAAUUGUGCCAAAAAAUUAGAGAAAUUAAAGGAAAGGAUUUCAACCGAAUAGUGUUAGUGGGAAAUAAAAUAGACUUGAGCACUUCAAGACAAGUAACUACAGAGGAAGUCUUCCAAAAAUCCUCAACUGAUAAAAAUUACUGGUUCACUGAAACAAGUGCAAAACUGAAUUGUAAUAUAAGAUGUCUUUUUCAAAUCAUUUUAAGAAACUAUAUAAAAUCAGAAGACUUGUUCCUCGAUAAGGAAAACACGAAAAAGACAAAAAGCAAGAAUAGGAAUACAAAAGUAAUACGUACUAAUUCAAGAAAAACAUCUAUACAAAAUCUGGUGUAUUCGCUUCAAACCAAAGGGGAAUGGAAGCAUUAA
Molecule: messenger RNA, 651 nt
Organism: Saccostrea cuccullata (small rock oyster)
Lineage: Eukaryota; Metazoa; Mollusca; Bivalvia; Ostreida; Ostreidae
Product: GTP-binding protein Di-Ras2-like
Exons: 3
Coding region: 1-651 (216 amino acids)
Biological process (GO): signal transduction
Cellular component (GO): plasma membrane
Molecular function (GO): GTP binding; GTPase activity; GDP binding
Source: RefSeq, a predicted model, not a curated record